AUCCCUACUUAUACUUAUACUACAAUUGAUAAAAAGAGGGUUUAAUUUGUGUGCGUAUAAUUCUCGCAUCAGUACUCUAAGCUUGAGAGGCAUGCGAAGAACAUGCUAAUUGCUGGUCCUGUUCUGUGGCUGCUUGGAUCGAUCCACAACUCGUGCCAAAUCUACGAGAGGGCAGACGGGCAUGUCCAAAUACUUCAACAAUGUGUGUAUAUCCCAUUUCUGAUUGGGAGUGUGUUGUUCACAGUAGCUGCAAUUCUCAACAGCCGGGAGCAACAUAGACUGUCCCUUCAUGGCCUACAGAUACUGGGUAGAACUUGGGUGUGGCUGGGGACGGGAGGAAGCCUGUUGUUGCUGAUAGGAGGACUAGCAAAUGUGGUGAAGGUGUUCAAGAUGCAACAAAUGGGUGAUGGACUGAGGCUUGAGAAACUGCGGGGAGGGGCGCAGGAGAGGCUCGUUCGCGGAAGGGAAGGCCAGGUUCCGCUUAUAGUCGAAGAUCAUCGGAGGAGAUCGUCACAAAGACCAUCAGCUCGUUACGAUAACAAUCAUCAUGCACAUCAUGUGGAACCAAAUCCAAAUGUAGCUGCAGAACCAGCUCCUACUCCUUACAAAGAUGUUCUUGUUGGUCAGACAAGUUGAAUGGUAUAUAACUUAAGGGCCAUACUUUGUGGUUUGUAAGCACCCAGUGUCAGUGAGUGAUAUUUUAUUAUUUUUCGCGUUAAGGAAGAACAGAAAGGAUUUGAAAAGCUUGAGUUGCAUACAAACAAACAGCUUCCGGAAGCCACGGCUGCGAGUAAAACGUUCAACGGUCACAACAAUUGGAGAAAGGAAUACGACCGACUUUUGCACGAUAAAGUAUUACGCCAAAUAACAUCACAGUUCGAAAUGGUUCGGUUUAGGUCUUAAACUAGUAGUACGAUUGAGGAUUUUCUUUUUUUUCUUUUGUGAUAUUUAAUCGUUAGAUUCUUUGGUUAAAUAUGCAAUGAUCAAGAUCCAACAGUUAAAGUUCUCGAUGUACUAAUAUUUCAAAGCAUCAUAACAUUUUCAGUACUUGUUUAGGGCAUGCUUACUUACCAUGAGAAUAAAUCGGGAUAUGAAGGAUUAGGCUA
Molecule: messenger RNA, 1106 nt
Organism: Pyrus x bretschneideri (Chinese white pear)
Lineage: Eukaryota; Viridiplantae; Streptophyta; Magnoliopsida; Rosales; Rosaceae
Exons: 2
Coding region: 103-636 (177 amino acids)
Source: RefSeq, a predicted model, not a curated record